AUGAGCAAGUGUGCGCCAGAGCACCAGGUCACUUACAUUUCUGGACUAUUCCUAGACGGAGCUUUGUCGUGGUGGAACCUCCAGGUUCAGACUCUAGGUGAGGCUGCAGCGUAUGGUAUGACUUGGGAUGAGAUGAAAGAACUGAUGCGCAAGAAGUACUGUUCAAGGACAGAGAUUCAGAAGUCGGAAAUUGAGUUCUGGAAUCUGAAAAUGGAUGGACCUAAGAUUGCUGAGUAUGUACAGAGAUUCCAUAACCUGUCUCGUGUUGUCCACUACAUGGUAGAGCCAGAGUUCAAGCGAGUUGAACGUUUCAUUUGGGGAUUAACACCCCAAAUUAUGAGCAUAGUGACUACUUCCAAGCCUCCAACGAUCACUAAAGCCAUUGAUUUGAGCGUGGCAUUGACUGAAGAAGCAAUUAGGUUGAACAAGUUUUCAAUCUCUGAGGGAAAGAAGAAGGAGACUCAUGUCGAGUCAUCAGGAGAGAACAAGAGGAAGUUCUCGAAUUUUAAGAAGGGUACCCAAGGAAAUAACAACAGUGGUAACAAGAGAAGAGAUGCUAAUCCACUAGCCGAGGUCAGGACUGGUGCUACAAGUUCUGAGAACAAAGGGAAAGGUUACAUGGGCACCCUGCCCAAGUGUGAUAUUUGUCAGCAUCAUCACACAGGGCGAUGUAGGUAUGGGAAAUGUGAGAACUGUGGCAAGGUAGGGCAUGCCAGGGAGGCGUGCUGGUACGGUACUGGACGAAGAAAUAGAGGAUCUGGUGGAAAUGGUAAUGGAAACCGUGGUGGAAACGGUAAUAGGAAUCAGAUUGGGAAUCGUAAUCAAGGAGGAAAUGGAAAUUUCGCUGGAAAUGGAAAUCGUGGUGGUUCUGGAAAUCAAGAUGGGAACGGAAACCGUGGAGCAAACAACAACCAGGGCGGAAAUGGAAAUGGAAAUGGGAAUGGUUGA
Messenger RNA from Helianthus annuus (common sunflower), 948 nucleotides. RefSeq names its product N66 matrix protein-like. Lineage: Eukaryota; Viridiplantae; Streptophyta; Magnoliopsida; Asterales; Asteraceae. The transcript has a single exon. Bases 1 to 948 code for a protein of 315 amino acids. The record is from RefSeq and is a predicted model, not a curated record.